This is a messenger RNA of Mycotypha africana, 207 nucleotides long. RefSeq names its product DNL zinc finger-domain-containing protein. The transcript has a single exon. NCBI's taxonomy places the organism in Eukaryota, Fungi, Mucoromycota, Mucoromycetes, Mucorales, Mycotyphaceae. Gene Ontology annotation, biological process: protein import into mitochondrial matrix; protein stabilization; protein folding. The annotation marks the transcript as partial. The record is from RefSeq and is a predicted model, not a curated record. Gene Ontology annotation, cellular component: mitochondrion. Gene Ontology annotation, molecular function: protein-folding chaperone binding; zinc ion binding.
CAAAUGUUAAUUGGCUUUACUUGCAGAGUUUGUAAUGAGCGAACACACCACGUCAUGUCAAAAUUAGCGUACACCAAGGGUGUGGUAUUGAUUCAAUGUCCAGGUUGCAAAAAUCGACACUUGAUAGCAGAUAAUCUAGGCUGGUUUAGAGACAAUAAAACUACCGUAGAAGAUCUGGUGAAAGAAAAGGGAGAAGCUAUUCGAAAG